Messenger RNA from Macrosiphum euphorbiae (potato aphid), 2007 nucleotides. Lineage: Eukaryota; Metazoa; Arthropoda; Insecta; Hemiptera; Aphididae. The record is from the annotation of a GenBank genome assembly.
AUGAGUAACUACGCUAUGGACGUCGAUGUGGCAAAAGUCGGUUGUCUCGUUCCAAAAAUGGACGACGUCAAAAAAGAGCUCCUCGUCAGCAUGAACGAACUGUAUGCCCGAGGUCUGAAAACCAGCUGCCAGUGGUCUGCAGAUCUUCUCUUAUCACUCGAGGUCGGCAAUAAUCCAAAACCAUUAGCCAAAAAGAUAGAAGGGUACAAGAGACCAAAAAUCACCCGUAGUUGUCUAACCUCUGCACCUAAACGUGUGCCGGUUUCAAAACCUACAGAUUUAUAUUCCAUAGACCAACUUCCAAUAGCAUAUCACGAAAUGGAACUAUAUCUUCAUGCCCGAACAUGUUACAAUGCAAAAGAAUAUCAAAGAGCAUCAUUUUGGUUGAAAAAUUGUUAUUCAAAAAUACCAUUAUUUCUGAAAAUGUAUUCAGAUUAUUUGGCUGCUGACAGUAAUAUUAAAAACAUUGGUAGUGAAGCGACACCUUCCAUGUUUAAAGAAUAUCGAAAUUUCCUAGACUAUUUAUCUCAGCUACUAGAGUCUAUACGACAACAAAAAAGGGGGGAUGGGUAUUUGACAUAUUUACUUGGUGUGGUAUAUGUGAAAUUAGAACAAUACGAGGCAGCUGUUAAGAUGCUUGUGGAAUCUAUAAACGAGGUGCCGCUCAAUUGGCAUGCGUGGAUGCAACUUGGGGAUCUUAUUGUAGAUCGAGUUAAGUUAUCAAAGCUAGAAUUACCCAAUCACUGGAUGAAAAACUUCUUCUACUGUCAAAAAUAUUUAGACUUGCAGUUAAAUGAACAGAUGUUGGGUAUGACACAGUAUUUGUUCAACUGUGGUUUCAGUGAUAGCAUAUUCCUCCAAUCUAGGGUGGCAGUUUGUUACCACAACAAAAGAUACAUUGAAAUAGCAGUUCAAAAGUUUCAAGAGCUCAUUGAAAUUGAACCUUGUCGACUGGAAAAUAUGGAUACUUAUUCAAAUUUAUUAUAUGUGCAACAUCAAAGAGUUGAACUAGCUUAUCUUGCUCAGCGGGCAGUUAAAAUUGAUAAGUAUCGUGUGGAAACCUGUUGUAUUUUGGGAAACUAUUAUAGUCUUCACGGGGAACAUCAAAAAGCAAUGCGUUACUUUCAUCGCGCUCUUAAAUUGAAUCCUCUAUACUUGGCUGCCUGGACACUACUUGGCCAAGAAUAUAUGGAACUUAAAAAUUCAAACGAUGCCAUACAGAGUUACAGCAAAGCUUUGGAAAUAAACAAAUACGAGUACAGAGCAUGGUAUGGUUUGGGUCAAACAUAUGAAAUACUUGGAAUGUUCAAACACAGCCUUCAUUUUUUCAAGCAAGCACAGCUACUGAGACCGUUUGACAGCCGUAUGAUAAUUGCCGUUGGCAAUGUUUAUGAAAAAUUAGGUAAUGUCGACAUGGCAUUUCAAAGUUAUCUAAAAGGGCGGGCAAUGGGUGAUGAUGAAAAGCUUGGCCUCAUAUACUUAGCAAAGUUGUACGUAGUUAUAAAUAGACCAGAUGAUGCUGCAAAAAUGUUUUUAGAAUAUAUUGAAGAACAUGGACUAGAUGAACAGACUAGAGAUCACAGCCAUGCUUAUAUGUUCCUUGCAAACUACAAUCUGACUCGUAUGAACUUUGAUCAAGCUUUUCAUUAUGCACAAAAAUGUUUAAACUAUGCAGAAACCAAAGAAGAAGCUAAAGCGUUAUUAAAAACUAUAGUUAAUGAAAGAAUAUACAAGGAAAUUGAUAACUUACUUAAAUUGACUUCGAUUGAUGAGAAAAAAUCCAAGGAUUACGAUAAAGAAGAAAUGCCCAGACAGUUAGAAUUGUUGUCACUUACUCAAAAAGCUGAAGUGAAUCAAAGUGAAGAUAAUAAAGAUGAUGAUAAUGAUGACGAUGAUGAAGAUGAUGAUAGCGAUGAAGAAGAACUCUUGUGUAAUUCUAUAUCAAGGUAUAUGAUUUUGGUGGAUCCCAGUGAAUCAGAUAGUGUUUUAGAUAGUGUUUCAGAGUAA